AUGUCGAGGCGGCCAUAUUUGAUACUUUUCUCCCUGUGCGAUAUUUCGCCUUCAGUUUCUUUGUUGAACGUACACCAAGCCUUUCCAAGUUUUAUUCACACCUGCAAUAUUCUCGAAUCGACAUAUUCUUUUCUCCUCCGUCUCUUUUCUUCUCGCCCGAUUCAUGAUGCCGUUAUUCUGGAGACACGCCGUUUGGCGUCGUCUCUUCAUUCUUACAUCACUUUCCACGCGGCACAAAUGGUUAUCCUUUCUUUUCAGUUUGAGUCUGAAUCUUUAUCUCGUAUGUUUUCUUUUCUUAUUAUUUCCUCAUUUUCAUUUUCUUUUCUUAUUAUUUCUCUUUUCAUUUUUUUCUUUUUAUUUCCUCUCGUUUCAUUUUUUUCUUAUUUUUUCCUCUCUUUUCAUUUUCUUAUUUCCUCGAUGUUGAUUUAUUUUUCUAUAUCGCUCUUUAUCUUUCACUUUUCCUCUGUUGACUUAGCCUCUUCUUUUCUCCAUUUGUUUCUCUACCCUUCUACUCUCUCAACCCAUUUUUCUCCAGAUUCUUUUUUUCUUAAUUUUUUCUCUUUUCAAAUUCCUCUGCACACCUCUCUCUCUCUCUCUCUCUCUAUUUCUUUCUAUCUCUCUAUCUCUCUCUCUAUUUCUUUCUAUCUCUCUCUCUAUUUCUUUCUAUCUCUCUCUCUCUUUCUUUCUCUCUCUCUCUAUUUCUUUCUCUCUCUCUCUCUCUAUUUCUUUCUAUCUCUCUCUCUCUUUCUUUCUAUCUCUCUCUCUCUAUUUCUUUCUCUCUCUCUCUCUCUCUCUAUCUCAUUCUAUCUCUCUCUCUUUCUCUCUCUCUAUUUCUUUCUAUCUCUCUCUCUCUCUCUUAUACGUUACAUCACCUUCCUUUUUUUUCCUCAUUUUCUCUCUAACGCUUCAACGUUUCAUUUUAUUUCAGUAACAUUUUCUCGCUUUCAUUUUCUAUUUUCCAUAAUUUGA
Acanthosepion pharaonis is the source of this 969-nucleotide messenger RNA. The record is from the annotation of a GenBank genome assembly. Lineage: Eukaryota; Metazoa; Mollusca; Cephalopoda; Sepiida; Sepiidae.